This is a messenger RNA of Owenia fusiformis, 1382 nucleotides long. The record is from the annotation of a GenBank genome assembly. NCBI's taxonomy places the organism in Eukaryota, Metazoa, Annelida, Polychaeta, Sabellida, Oweniidae.
UCUCAAAAGAAUCUCCAAUUGGACAGUUACUCGACAUUACAUCUGCUAAUAAGGACGCGAGUAUGAAAGAUGCCCCAAAUGCCACUGAUAUUGCGCAAAAGGAUCCCUUAAAAGAAACAAAAGCACGUGAUGAUAUUAAAGAUACAACAGUAUCAGCUGAAACAAAACAACAGUUACUUGCACAGGCAAUGGGACAAUUUAAUAGAUUGGAUGACAAAUUUCAAAGCUUACGUAACCGCAGGCCCGAACUUCUAGCGAAGAUUGCCUCGAUAGAAAAAAUGUGGCAUCCAAGAGAAGAUAUGACGACUGCCUUAGUAACUGAUCUUUUCAUGACAAAGGCGAGAUUAUUGGUGUCUUAUAGAAGAACAACAAAACUGGUCACCGAGUUGAUCCAUCAGGCGAAGAACAAAGAAAGAUCACAUGGGCUCCGGUGUGAAUCUAAGAACACUGAACCUGAGACAGAUGGUUUACAUGACAAACUACAAGCAGCUAUCAAAUGUGAGGAUGCUGAUAAUGAGAAAGCAACGAUUCACGACUCUAAACAAAUAGCGGCAAGUGGGUCUAAAUGUGGUGAUAACCCAACCCAAGAUGAACAACAACGAGAGAUUGAAAACAUGAGUUUAGCUAAAUUUAUUGACUUUGUCGCCAAGAAGAUCCGGGUGAACUACACCGAUGCUGCCGUGGAGCAACAACGAGAAUACGUAGAAGCGUUCGUACACGAUGUCAUUAAAACACUACAUGAGUUGUACCCUGGUAUUUUUGAUGUACAAAUGGUGAAAUCUGGUAGCUUCUAUAAAGGUUUGAAGAUUAUGAAUCCUGACGAAUUUGAUUUCCUUCUGUUAUGGGCACUCUCCGUGGAUAGUAAGAUCGACACGAACGACACACGUGACAUCCAUGGUACAAAGAGUGGACAAGUGACCUUGAAAACCGAUGCUUUGAUUGCUAUUUUUCAAGAACUCCACACUGAACUCGGUGAUGAACUAUCACAAGAACUGCCAGUGAUCGAUCCCAAGACCGGUUCAAUUAGUAUUUACGUCUAUGUUGUUUUCCAGAAGGCUGUGAUGAGAUGUCUUGAAUACAUAAACGGGAAAGAUGAUUAUGAGAAGUUUUCAGUAGACACAACUGGUCCCUCUGUUACAGUGACAUUACUCAAGGCCCCCGUUUGUCCAACUGAGGUCGAUCUGUGCCUCUGUGUACACCAUAAACACACUGAGAAUGGAAGACUGAUCCUGGUACCUGUUGACCCUAUUCGUCAAGACCAUUGUUCGAAUUGUGACUUUUCUGAUUCAGCGUUUCAUUGGACAAUGUCAAUUUGCGAGAAACCAGCUAAUAAACAAGGACUUGACGAUGCCCAUAGGCAGAUUGUGUUCGUGUUGAAGUAC